Messenger RNA from Acanthaster planci (crown-of-thorns starfish), 2470 nucleotides. RefSeq names its product glutathione hydrolase 1 proenzyme-like. Gene Ontology annotation, molecular function: glutathione gamma-glutamate hydrolase. NCBI's taxonomy places the organism in Eukaryota, Metazoa, Echinodermata, Asteroidea, Valvatida, Acanthasteridae. Gene Ontology annotation, biological process: glutathione catabolic process. Gene Ontology annotation, cellular component: plasma membrane. The record is from RefSeq and is a predicted model, not a curated record.
GUCAACGUUAUUACGGCGUCGGUAAUUCGAGGGCCAAUCAUCCGUGAAGUUGGGAACGAGGCAAUCGACAUCCUCGCGCCAAGGCAGAAAUACCGGGUGAAUCGCAGGGAUAUUGCACGUAGAGAGUAGAACAAAGUCAGUUGGCGACUUGGCACCAUGUCUUCAUGACAACUGGCAACAGGACUCAGACAAGAUACAGUCGGCCAAACACCGUUUUUCGUAUAUGUUACUUGCUUUGAGAUCAUGUUCAAAACUACAAACCGAAAGGACCAGCAACUGGACAGGAAAUCUGAAUGGGGAAAACAUCGAGCACUAGCCCUCCUCCUAACUGUGGCCGUGGUUGUUCUUGCACUGAUAGUCAAUAAGUCGCACCUGAUAAGGGAUGCAGUUUGGCUAACUCAUAUCGGCCAGCGCCCAUCGCCUAUAGGGUGGUACAGAAGGGGUGCUGUAGCUACAGAUAUAGGACUGUGCUCGGAGAUGGGACGGAACAUUCUUAUUACUGGCGGCUCGGCCGUGGAUGCCUCAAUAACAGCUUGCCUCUGCCUGGGCGUGGCCAGUCCUCAGAGCUCGGGGCUCGGUGGGGGUCUGUUCAUGGUCGUCCACAGUAAGAACGGCUCUACGGAGACCAUCAUUGCUACCGAAGCUGCACCGGCAGCGUCGCAUUUCGACAUGUUCGUGAAUGACACAGAUCAAGCCAAAUUCGGAGCUAGAGCCGUGUCUGUACCGGGUGAGCUGGCCGGAUUGUGGACGGCGCAUCAGAAGUAUGGCGUGCUGCCGUGGAGAGACCUCUUUGCACCGGUCAUCGACAUGGCCCAAAACGGCUACCCGAUCGCCUGGCACACUGCGCGCUGCUUAAAAAAUCUCAGGAAGAAUUUCGACCGUUGGCCGAUUCUAAGGGAACUGUACACGAAGCCUGACGGAUCUUUGAUGAAGACGGGUGAUAUCUUCACGCCUCCAGCUAGUCUAGUGCAGACGCUGCGUGCCAUCGCUGACGAAGGGAUGUCGGUUUUAUACGGUGGAGAAGUUGGCCGAAAACUUGUCCAUGAUAUCCAAGAACAAGGUGGUAUAAUGACAUUGGAAGAUUUGACUAGUUACAAUGUCACACUGCAAGCGCCUGUGGUGUUGAACAUGAGGGAAGGUCAUCAACGCGUGAUGUCGACGCCUAUUACAUCUUGUGGCAAUCACCUGCUGUUGGUCAUUAGCAUUCUGGACGAGUGUGACCUGGCUACCCUGGACUUCAGCUCAUACGAGGGCAAAUUGAAAUUGUAUCACUAUUUCAUUGAGGCUUGUACCUUUGUCACCGGUCUGCGACUACACAACGGAGAUUUUAGCAAGGCCGAAAAUGAUAAAAUUAUAGCUGCUAUAUCGUCCAAGGAGUACGCCCGGAGUAUCUGUUCCAUGAUCAACGACACCUACGUCACCUACCCAUCUGGCCAGGAUUACGACACGUUCAACGAUCUUCCUGGGACCGCUUCACCGAAUGGUAGAGUAAACAAAGCCACCCCGGGGCCAAACGUUAACCAAGCCGCUGACGGGGAAGCUUGGGACAAGAUGUUCAGUGGGGACGUCAUGGACGGUGACAGCAGCCACUUGAGCGUGUAUACCGAGCAGGGAGACGCUGUGUCUCUGACUACAUCAGUAGGAAAAUACUUUGGCGGCAGAAUGUUAUCCUACCAGACUGGACUCUUUCUCAACAACCACAUGAGCAACUUCUAUUACAACGGCCGGUCACCAAGGUGGGAAGCAAACAGGCUUGUCCCAGGCGCCCGUGCAAUGUCUACCGUGAGCCCUGCCAUCGUAGCUGAUGAGAACGGAGUUUUGGGGAUCUUGGGAUCGUCGGGUGGUUCGAGAAUUAUGUCUACCAAUGCAUGGCUUAUUCUUCGUUCACUGUGGGGUAACAAGUCGUCCCUUUCCGAGAUAAUUGAUUCUCCCAGAGUGUAUGCCUUCCGAAGUCCCUGGAAAAGCACGAUCUACUACGAAAAGGACUUCCCACAAAACCUCGUUGAAGGACUGAAAGCCAUGGGCCACAACAUGGAGUUAACCUCAUCCUUCUCGGCGGCCCAGGGAAUUCUCGUCGGGCCGGGGCAAGUUAUUCAAGCUCACUCGGACAGACGUAAACGGGGCUUCGCCGCCGGCUACUAGCCAGUUCCUCUAGCCUCGGGAAAAUGUCAAGAGCGUCUUCAGUUCGUGUUGAUUUCUCUGCAACUAUCAUUGCUUGGCAUGUUACAAAUAUAGGCCUAUGUGCUCUUUUCCACGUAUUGCGUUUGGCUUUGCAAAAUAGCGUUUAGUCAUGAUUCAACAGAUCUGAUACUAAUACGAUAAAGAUUCGAUUCGAUACGGCAAUAGUUUGAAUGGUUUUCAAAUGCUUUCAUCACUCUGUUUUUUUGAAAUUCUGGGUAAAGUUCAGAGGAAGGUUUAUUGAAAGGACAAUAAAUUCCUUACAUUGAAAAGGAUGUUGUAAUCAAGCGAG